Molecule: messenger RNA, 3375 nt
Organism: Acomys russatus (golden spiny mouse)
Lineage: Eukaryota; Metazoa; Chordata; Mammalia; Rodentia; Muridae
Gene: Kcnb1
Product: potassium voltage-gated channel subfamily B member 1
Exons: 3
Coding region: 328-2901 (857 amino acids)
Biological process (GO): potassium ion transmembrane transport; protein homooligomerization
Cellular component (GO): voltage-gated potassium channel complex; membrane
Molecular function (GO): delayed rectifier potassium channel activity; protein binding
Source: RefSeq, a predicted model, not a curated record
GGACUCCGUUCUCCUUCCUGCGCUAGGGUGGGGGGCGCACAGGAGGUGCAGACCCCGCUGGCUUGGCUUCUUUGACCCUCACCUGGUCUAGGGAGCGACCUCAGGUCCUGGUGCUGUGAGGAAUGGGGUCGCCCCAGGACAGGUCCUGGUGACCUCCGACAGCCGUCGGGAUGGAGGUGAGACGGUAGCCGUGACGCCAGCCCUCGUGCACCCCUGCACCACAGCGGCCUGCAGCACUCCCCGCCCCCCGCCCCCGCGGCAGCGGGCCUUGCCGUCGAGUGACAGCGGCCUGGGGGGGCAGGGGGGGCGGGGGCGGCCAGACCAGCGAUGCCGGCGGGCAUGACGAAGCAUGGCUCGCGCUCCACCAGCUCGCUGCCGCCGGAGCCCAUGGAGAUCGUGCGCAGCAAGGCGUGCUCGCGCCGGGUUCGCCUCAACGUCGGGGGCCUGGCGCACGAGGUGCUGUGGCGCACUCUGGACCGCCUGCCCCGCACGCGGCUGGGCAAACUUCGGGAUUGCAACACGCACGACUCUCUGCUCCAGGUGUGUGACGACUACAGCCUCGAGGACAACGAGUACUUCUUCGAUCGCCACCCUGGCGCCUUCACCUCCAUUCUGAACUUCUACCGCACCGGCCGGCUGCAUAUGAUGGAGGAGAUGUGUGCACUGAGCUUCAGCCAGGAGCUGGACUACUGGGGCAUUGAUGAGAUCUACCUGGAGUCCUGCUGCCAGGCCCGCUACCACCAGAAGAAGGAACAGAUGAAUGAGGAGCUGAAACGCGAGGCUGAGACCCUGAGGGAGCGGGAGGGCGAGGAGUUCGACAACACCUGCUGCGCUGAAAAGAGAAAGAAACUCUGGGACCUGCUGGAGAAGCCCAACUCAUCGGUGGCCGCCAAGAUCCUGGCCAUCAUCUCCAUCAUGUUCAUCGUCCUCUCCACCAUCGCCCUGUCACUCAACACUCUGCCUGAGCUGCAAAGCCUGGACGAAUUCGGCCAGAGCACAGAUAACCCACAGCUGGCGCACGUGGAAGCGGUGUGCAUCGCGUGGUUCACCAUGGAGUACUUGCUAAGGUUCCUGUCCUCACCCAAGAAGUGGAAGUUCUUCAAGGGCCCACUCAACGCCAUCGACCUACUGGCCAUCCUGCCCUACUAUGUCACCAUCUUCCUCACGGAGUCCAACAAGAGCGUACUGCAGUUCCAGAACGUGCGCCGUGUGGUCCAGAUCUUCCGCAUCAUGCGCAUCCUUCGGAUCCUGAAGCUGGCUCGCCACUCCACCGGCCUGCAGUCCCUGGGCUUCACACUGCGCAGGAGCUACAACGAGCUGGGUUUGCUCAUCCUCUUCCUUGCCAUGGGCAUCAUGAUCUUCUCCAGCCUGGUCUUCUUCGCUGAGAAGGAUGAGGAUGACACCAAGUUCAAAAGCAUCCCCGCCUCUUUCUGGUGGGCCACCAUCACCAUGACAACCGUCGGGUAUGGAGACAUCUACCCUAAGACUCUCCUGGGGAAGAUCGUAGGGGGCCUCUGCUGCAUCGCAGGGGUCCUGGUGAUCGCUCUUCCCAUCCCCAUUAUCGUCAAUAACUUCUCCGAGUUCUACAAGGAGCAGAAGCGGCAGGAGAAAGCCAUCAAGAGAAGGGAGGCUCUGGAGAGAGCCAAGAGGAACGGCAGCAUCGUGUCCAUGAACAUGAAGGAUGCCUUCGCCCGGAGCAUCGAGAUGAUGGACAUCGUGGUUGAGAAAAAUGGGGAGAACAUCACUAAGAAGGAUAAAGUGCAAGAUAACCACCUGUCUCCCAACAAGUGGAAGUGGACCAAGAGGGCACUGUCCGAGACCAGCUCUAAUAAGUCCUUUGAAACCAAGGAGCAGGGGUCCCCCGAGAAGGCCAGGUCAUCCUCUAGCCCUCAGCACUUGAACGUCCAGCAGCUGGAAGACAUGUACAAUAAGAUGGCCAAGACGCAGUCUCAACCCAUCCUCAAUACCAAGGAGAUGGCGCCACCGAGCAAGCCAAAGGAGGAACUGGAGAUGGAAAGCAUGCCCAGCCCCGUGGCCCCUCUGCCCGCGCGCACAGAGGGCAUCAUCGACAUGCGGAGCAUGUCCAGCAUCGACAGCUUCAUCAGCUGCGCCACGGACUUCCCCGAAGCCACCAGGUUCUCCCACAGUCCACUAGCGUCCCUCUCCGGCAAGGCUGGGGGAGGCAUAGCUCCGGAGAUGGGCUGGCGGGGGGCUCUGGGUGCCAGUGGCGGGAGAAUCAUGGAGACCAAUGCCACUCCUGAGGCCAGCCGCUCUGGUUUCUUCGUUGAGAGCCCCAGGAGCUCCAUGAAGACCAACAACCCCAUGAAGCUCCGGGCGCUCAAGGUCAACUUCAUGGAGGGCGAUCCCAGCCCCUUGCUGCCCUCUCUGGGCAUGUACCCCGAUCCUCUUAGGAGCAGAGGAGGUGCGGCAGCCGCAGUCGCAGGACUGGAAUGCGCCUCCCUCUUAGACAAGCCUGUGCUGAGUCCGGAGUCCUCCAUCUAUACCACAGCAAGUGCCAGGACGCCCCCUCACUCUCCAGAGAAACACACAGCAAUAGCGUUCAACUUUGAAGCGGGAGUCCACCAGUACAUAGACACAGACACAGAUGAUGAGGGUCAGCUGCUCUACAGUGUGGACUCCAGUCCUCCCAAGAGUCUCCACGGGAGCACCAGCCCGAAGUUCAGCAUUGGAGCUAGAACGGAGAAGAACCACUUUGAGAGUUCCCCCUUGCCCACCUCCCCUAAGUUCUUAAGGCCGAACUGUGUCUACUCCUCAGAAGGGUUGACUGGGAAAGGCCCUGGGGCUCAAGAGAAAUGCAAGCUGGAGAACCACACCUCCCCCGACGUGCACGUGCUGCCUGGAGGAGGAGCACAUGGGAGCACUCGGGAUCAGAGUAUCUGAGCUCCCGGCCACGGAGGGGAUUUGCAAGAGAAAUCAGGGAGGAGGCAUGCACGGCUUGCCUGCUGCUGAGUUCUGCAUGAACUCGGAGACACCAGGCCCCCCGCAGAGCCCCCAGCAACAGGAGAGACCCCAAGAGCCAUGACAGGUCUGUGGACACGUGGCCAGCCACGGGGACAACACCUAACAGCAUCUUCCUGAGAUGACAUGAGCAGAGCUGAGACCUAGCCUAAGCCACGUACUUUUUAGUCUCCUCUGGAGGCUCCCCUGGCCUUUGAGUGUGUCAUCGCCGUCUCUCAUGGCUUCAGCUGGAGGAGGGUGUUGGAGCAGGGGGCUAGUGAAAGAGUGGCCUGACCAAGUAGUACCGGGUGUCACCUAGCCACCUCCAAAACCAGGAUCCUCCUGUUAGGAGAGUACAGGGGACACGCGAUCAUGAUGAAUUCUGUGCUCCAUCAGCCACACACCCCCAGCAAACAA